AUUGAACUGUUGGAACGAAAAUGUAUUCUGCGAACAUUAUAAAAGACGGUGAUUUCACGAAAACAAUAUACACAUUGAUAAAAGAUAAUAGAUACAACGAUGCCAUCAAAAUAUUGCACGGAAUUUCGGAAUCGAGUUCCACCAGGGCCGGACUAUCACUUUUGGCCUACUGCUAUUUCUACAUCCAGGACUUCUCGAACGCCGCCAAUUACUACGAACAAUUGACGAACCUGUAUCCCGACGAUAAGGAUUAUCAGCUAUAUUAUGCCCAAGCUCUUUAUCAAGCCUGCAUGUAUGAAGAAUCGUUUCAGGCUUGCAACAAGUUGAUAGAGGAACCAGAACAUAAGGAAAAAGUCACUAAAUUACAGGCCGCAAUUAAGUACAGCCAAGAAGACGUUCUCUCUGCUAAAAAUUUGGUAGAGGCAUGUCCUGCCAGCGAUCCAGAUAAAGAAGCCAAUUUGGGAUGUUUACUCUAUAAGGAUGGAAAUUAUGAAGAAGCUUUGUCAAAAUUCACUGGAGCUUUACAAAAUCAAGGAUUCAAACCUUUCCUAGCCUAUAAUAUUGCUUUAUGCUACUACCGGUUGAAAGAAUAUGGACCAUCCCUGAAAUACUGUGCCGAUAUCAUAGAAAAGGGAAUACGGAACCAUCCAGAACUGAGCAUAGGCAUGCAAACUGAAGGAAUCGAGGUACGAUCUGUAGGCAACACUAUAACCCUACACGAGACUUCCCUAACAGAGGCAUUCAAUCUGAAAGCAGCUAUCGAAUACCAGCUCAGAAACGUUGACGCGGCGAAAGAAGCUUUGACAGACAUGCCGCCUAGGGCAGAGUACGAACUGGACGCUGUCACGCUCCACAACCAAGCGCUGAUGAAUUUCGACCAGAAUCCGACAGAGGGCUUCGAGAAGCUGCAAUUCCUGUUGCAGCAGAACCCUUUCCCGCCAGAAACGUUCGCCAACAUCCUGCUGCUCUACUGCCAGCACGAGUGCUACGACUUGGCCGCGGAAAUUCUGGCGGAAAAUGCUCAUUUGACGUACAAAUAUUUGACGCCGUACCUGUAUGAUUUUUUGGACGCCAUAAUAACCCAACAAACAUCCCCAACUGAGGCAUAUCAAAAGUUGGAUGAGCUGGCCAGUAGACAUUCUGAGCAGCUCAGAAAACUCACCAAACAAGUGCAGGAGCACAGGAACAGAAACGAUACUGAGCUGAUCAAAAAAACCGUUAUGGACUACGAGGAAUGUUUGGAAAGGUAUGUUCCAGUUCUGAUGGCUCAGGCUAAGAUAUACUGGGACCUGAAAAACUACGCGCAAGUGGAAAAAAUAUUCAGAAAGAGCGUCGAAUUCUGCAACGAUAAUGACAUUUGGAGACUCAAUGUGGCGCAUGUUCUUUUCAUGCAAGAAAAUAAAUUCAAGGAGGCAACUGGAUUCUACGAACCUCUUGUCAAGAAAAGUUAUGCCGAGAUUUUGAAUGUGAAUGCCAUAGUUCUGGCAAACCUAUGUGUCUCCUACAUAAUGACCUCCCAAAAUGAAGAAGCUGAGGAACUCAUGAGGAAAAUCGAGAAGGAAGAAGACCAACUUUCUUACGAGGAACCAGAAAAAAAAUUUUUUCACCACUGUAUUGUCAACUUAGUAAUAGGGACUCUUUACUGUUCAAAAGGAAACUACGAAUUUGGGAUAUCGAGAGUAAUAAAGUCUCUGGAACCUUAUGAUAAAAAAUUGGGUACUGAUUCAUGGUUUUAUGCUAAAAGGUGUUUUUUGAGCCUAAUAGAGAAUUUGUCAAAGCAUAUGAUUGUGCUGAGAGAUUCAAUCAUACAAGAAUGCAUACAGUUUUUAGAAAGCUGUGAAAUGUAUGGUAAGAGUGUACGAACUGUUGCAUAUUCUUCUCUAUCAGAAGCAAAUGACAGUCCGAAUGGUAAAGAAACUGUCACAUAUGAAGCAAGAAAAAUAAAAAGUGUUUUGUUAAAACUUUCAAAUUUUGAAUCAUGAAUUAAUACAUUGCAUUGCAUUGAUUCUCAAGUAUUUGUGAACAAUCAGUAAGAAUAAAAAUGUAUUGUAAAAUUAUUAAAUAAUAAUAAUAGUAUCAGUAGACUGUUUUGAUUGACAUUUGCAGUUUUCUGUGAUAACUGAAACUUCUUUUUUCAAUGACAUUGCGCUGACAUUAAGAUAUACUCCUAUUAAAGCUGUUACUAAUAGAUAUAUAGUAACAUUGCUGAUUGGCAGAUAGAAUGACAAGAGAAUAAUCCAAAUUGAAAAACACAUGGUGCAGUAUAUCAUAUCCAUCUGAUUCCAGUGAUCAUUUUCAAAAUCAUCUAUAUAUAUCGAUAUGUUUGUGGUCCCUCGUUUCU
Phaedon cochleariae (mustard beetle) is the source of this 2341-nucleotide messenger RNA. The record is from the annotation of a GenBank genome assembly. NCBI's taxonomy places the organism in Eukaryota, Metazoa, Arthropoda, Insecta, Coleoptera, Chrysomelidae.